Molecule: messenger RNA, 2499 nt
Organism: Dufourea novaeangliae
Lineage: Eukaryota; Metazoa; Arthropoda; Insecta; Hymenoptera; Halictidae
Product: A disintegrin and metalloproteinase with thrombospondin motifs 7-like
Exons: 15
Coding region: 1-2499 (832 amino acids)
Biological process (GO): extracellular matrix organization; proteolysis
Cellular component (GO): extracellular matrix
Molecular function (GO): metalloendopeptidase activity
Source: RefSeq, a predicted model, not a curated record
AUGGCCAAAACCAUUGCCAAACGUGCUUUCAGUUCGCAGAAAGCCCACCCGACUAAGAACCAGGACAAAUCGUACACAUUGGAGCUGCUGCUGGUACUCGACAAGACCGUUCUCGAUUACCACAAGGCUCUCGACAUCGAGAAUUACGUGCUCACGCUGCUCAAUAUGGUUGCAGGUCUUUUACACGACACUAGCUUGGGAGUACCGAUGGAAUUGAGCGUCGUUCGAAUCAUACGAAUGCAGGUCCAAGAUGACGAGAUGAAUCUGUCGUGGACGAAAGACGCGAACAGAACCCUACAGUACUUUCAAGAAUGGCAACGAAUCAUUAAUCCGGGCGACGAUUCGCAUCCUAAUCACCACGAUCUUGCUAUUCUCCUCGAAAAAACUAGUAUCUGCGUAACACCAAAUCUCUGCGGUUUCACCGGUGCUUCGACAACUGCCGGAACUUGCGAUCCUCUGAAAUCCGCCGCUGUUGUGAUGGAUGCUGGUUUGCAGACAGGAUAUCAAAUAGCUCAUCAGAUUGGGCACACGCUCGGCAUGUCUCACGACGUCGAGGAGGAAAACGGUUGCUCCGGGGUGAUUCACCACCUUAAAGGAUUCAUCGAGACGACCGUCAUGCACCCUGGAAACGCCUACGUCACAAAAAGAUGGUCCAAGUGCUCGAAGAAGUCUUUGAUAUCGUACAUCCAGAAAGGUUUGGGAUUUUGCCUAGAAGAUAAGCCGCAAGAUCAUGACUUGACUACGGCGGAACUACUCCCGGGAGUGAUGUACAGCGGAGAUGACCAAUGUCGAAUGCUUUACCGCCCGGAUGCACGGCAAUGCAAUUUAGGAAUCACUUGCAAGGCCCUGAGGUGCGCCAUUCCCGGAAAGGGUUGCGUGUCUACCAAGAAACCACCCGCGGAGGGCACGCUCUGCGGAGAGAAGCGGUGGUGUUACGGAUCAAAGUGUCUGAUGGUCGGUGAACGUCCAGGAGUCGUGGACGGUGGCUGGUCAAGCUGGUCUCCUUGGAGUCGAUGCUCCCGCAGCUGUGGUUCCGGUGUGGCUUUCUCGUUUCGACGAUGUACCAAUCCUCUGCCGUCGAACGGCGGUUCAUACUGUCGUGGUGACAGAAAACGUCAUAAAAUCUGCGCUUCGAACCCCUGUGACGUAGACGCUCCAUCGUUCCUCGACGUCCAGUGCGGCGAAUUCAACCGCUGGAUCUACCCGGAAGAUGGAAACGUUCACCGAUGGACAGCAUACAAUCUGCCAGAAAAUCUGAGGGCUUCCGAAAAUCCCUGCGCCCUUUAUUGCCUGAGCGAGACCAACAUAGUGGCUUCUCUGAGACCGAAAGUCGUCGACGGCACCACCUGCUACACGAGCAUCCGGAGCAUUUGCAUAGGAGGGGUCUGCACAGAAAUACCCUGCGAUCUGAAUAUGGAGUCAAGCGCCGUCGAAGACGUAUGCGGCGUCUGCAGAGGUAAUGGCACCUCGUGCAGUUUGAAGGAAGACACGGUAACCAUCGAAUCAGCGUCUCGACCGAAGAAAAUAGUGGAUGUCCCGACUGGAUCCACGAACAUCCGAGUGGAAGAAACCGAACCCACGAAAUCCAGGAUAAUGGUCCGAACUAGGGAUGGAAAGCCGUUAAUUGACGGGGAUCGUUUAGGAAUGUUCGACGUGGCGGGCUCAAAGGCGUGGCUAGGAACGAUAAGACCGAGCCAGGAGGCUCUCAACAUACCUGGACCCGUCAUGGCGGACCUGCUUAUAUUGAUUCUGCCGAAAGAGAACGUGACGGUGAAGUAUUCGUUGGGUCUGAAAGAAAAGAGCACUCGUAAGCCUGAAUUCUCGUGGGGAUUCGUUGACUGGGAAAAGUGUAGCGCGAACUGCGGACCCGGUGAACAGAUUUCGAAGCCUCGUUGCCUGGAAAAAGUCGCCGGCCUGGUGGAUGAGACGUUUUGCAAGAGCAUCGCGAGACCCCAGGCAAAAGUUAGACCGUGUCAUCAAGCACCGUGCCUGCCUAGAUGGAUGAUUGGUGAGUGGCAAGACUGCACACCCUGCGUUCCCGGCUGCGAGAAAAGACGAGCCGUCAAGUGCGUACGUCCCGUUGGCUACGCCGAGCAGGAUGUAGAUGUUAUCGCUGACAGCUACUGUCAAGGACCGAAGCCGAAGGAACAGGAGUCCUGUACCGGUCGCCGGAGACGGGACGACGUGCUGGCACGCGAAGAGGCGAACAAAAAUAAUAUACGCGAACUAAAGAAGAAACCAUGGAAUCGAAACAAUCGCAAUGAAAAGACGACCAAAUCAACCAUAGCAAGCAAAGGAGAAACUGUGGUGGACAAAGAGGAUAUUAGAAAUUUAACGCUGACCAUUUUCUUGGAACGUAACGAAAUGACCGGCGCGUUGAACUUCCCCAUGGAUUUCGAGCCCCAACCACCCCUGAAUAGUACAGAAUUUACUUUAGUUGGAAUGGACGCACUUAGGUACAUACGAAAAAUACAAGAAGAUACAGUUGAGAAGCGUUGA